Molecule: messenger RNA, 577 nt
Organism: Drosophila navojoa
Lineage: Eukaryota; Metazoa; Arthropoda; Insecta; Diptera; Drosophilidae
Source: RefSeq, a predicted model, not a curated record
UAUUUUAAAAAAAAUUAAUUAAACUAUGGGAGCUGAGCAAUCGGCUUUGUUAGCUUGCACCCAAACGGGCAAACCGGAAAAUCCGCUGAAAUUGGAAAAUUCUGAGCAAUUCUUCCAAUUGUAUUUCGAUAGAAUGCCCGAGCCUAAAACAGGACCCGUUACAGAGGCCUUGCUGCAUUUAAUAACGAAUGCACCGCACCCAAAUCUAGGGUUCAGGGAGCGCGCCAACUGGGCGAAUCAGCAGGAACAGGAUUCGGGCUUUGAGAACGAUGAGCUGGAAAUGGAAGAGUCUAGUGAAGCGUACGAGGAGGAGCCGGACAUCGAUAUGAUCUCUGAGGAAGAGGAGCGAACAGUUGAUCAAUUAUCGGAGAGUGGAAUGAGCAUGGCAUCGAGCUCAACUUGUUAUGAUGAGCACAAUAAUUAUGAGAACGACAUUGAGAUAAUUCCAUUGGAAUUCGUCGAUCGGCAGCCCUUCAAGAGUAUUGAUAUAGAUGUUCCGCAGCCGCAGAUCGAGAAUGAGUUCAUAAUAAGCUUUUCCGUCUUCAAUGAUGAAUUAUUAUAAUCUAAUUUUUACAUA